CAAAAUGGCCGACUUAGAAGAAGGUUUUACCGAAAGCGAUUCUGAUUUAUCAGAUCAAGAGGUCAGAUUUGGUAGUUUUGAAAAUCGGUCUAUAUUAAUAUAAUCUUUAAUUAUCUUACGCUCUGUAUACUUUACUUUCACAGCUUCAACGAGAUUUUGCAAGCGGUAAACUUCAAGUCGGUUUGAACAGACUCCAGCCAAAGAAACUCGCACGUGUUUAUAAUAACAACAUUGUGAGUUCAACAUUUUGGUAGCAAGUACACUUACUUAUAAUAUUCUAAAUCUGGAACUCUUUUGAACAGCUGUACUAUUAUUUGUUUUCUCCGGAAAGCUGAAAACAAAUCCUAUUCCCACUUGCAUGUAUUUGGUGGCUUUGUAGCAAUCAAUGGCUGUUUUGAAAGAGCACUUAAAUCAAACCAAAACAUUAAAUAAAUAUCAGUCUGAAUGAAAGUAUAUCAAUUUCUGCAUUCAGUGCAGUAGAUUUCGCACACAAGAAGAUUGCAUAAUUAAACAGCUGUUGCUUCAGAUCACGAGCCUCUGCUGGAACUAAAUGUUGCGGUCUGUACCAAAUUAAACCACACUGCUCCAAAACAAUCUGGUUCAAAGGCAUGAUUGGUGUAGCCUCUCACACAUAUACAUACGUUCUUAGCGGUGUCUGACACAUUCCCAGGAGUUCACCCAUUGAACCAGGAGUUGUUAUGGAGUUGCAGAAGGAUCGAAGUACUUCUGAACAUAUAUCGUGUUAUAAGUAGGGUAAAUAUUAAGUAUGUUGCAGAAAACUACAUUUUUUAUUCAAACAUAUUUUAUUGACAAAGUCUGCGAUAAGAGUAACUGAAAACUCAAUUACCAUGACACGCAACAUCUCCUGCAUAAUUAUUCUAAGCUUUGUCCUUAAAUGACAUGGUUCUCUUUUACCACAUAGCCUGCCAUGAAGCGAAAACUAGAGCAAAUUGCUCAAGAACUUGACUGGCUUGAAAGAAUGGACGUAACUGUCACAAGAGAUCAGGAUGAAGAAGGUGUUAAUCCAAAGACAUCAGCAACAUCUACACCAAGUAGUGAGAAAAGCUUACAUGAUGACUUCCAACGAGAAAUGAGAUUGUAGGUUUCUUUACAAUGUACUUUUCACUGUGUCUAAAGCAGAGAUUGUUGGUACUGUGACAGUGUCCAGUGCAGGUAUCGUAAACAGAAUAAAAAAUGGUCUGAAGAAUAACAGGGACUCAAGCUGGGUGUCUCUACAGAAGGGUUUAACCCUUUAAGUCCCAAUGGAGACCAACAGCAAUUUUCUCCUAACGAUAUCCAUACAUUAUCAUGAAAUGAGGUUAUGAGAAUUAAUUAAAUGAUCACCUACGGGAAAAUACUUUGAUCUUUUAUCAAAUUCUCUCAACUCAUUCUUUAAGGAAAUGUGUAGAGAUCAGUUUGGAGAAUUUGUAUGUGGAUGUUGGAGUUUAAAGGGUUAAGGCAACAGAGAGUUGACAAAUGUUCUCAUGUAAAAUGCAAGUUGAUAACAUUGUUCCAAAAAAUGGAGAAGCCCUCAUUAAUCUCUGAUUAUCCCAUUUGCCCUUGAAUAUUUUGCCCAAAAAAUACACCAUUUAAAGCUAGUGGAAUGGUUAUGAUUUAUUGAUGCAUAUAAUUAGAUCUUGUGGAAAUUAUUUUCUUUGGAUGAGAGUCAAAUUUCACAGUUAUAUGCUCUGCAUGUGGAACAUUGUAUAUAAUUGUUUAAACCUUGUACUCUACUGAACAUGAACCAAACCUUCUGAUUUAUCUCACAGUUUGUUUCUGUUUCUGUUUUCUCACUGUAAGAAAGGUGUUUAAGUAACUUGGAACUUUUUUUUAAUUUUAGUUACAGGCAAGCCCAAGCUGCUGUCAAUAUAGCUCUCCCUAAACUUAAGAAGCUUGACGUAGCAACUAGGCGACCAGAUGACUACUUUGCAGAAAUGGUAAAAACUGAUGAUCACAUGCAAAGGGUAGGUGUUAGACAAGAAAUCCCAAGCUUAUACUCACCUCCUGUUCUUGUGAAGAGAGAGGAGGGUGGCGAGGGAGGGAGAGAUUGUAUCAAAAAGCCACAUUGCAUGGUUUCUCACUGAAGCCAUUCAUUAGCAAGUCUCCUUGAAGUCAAGUGCUUGUUUAGUUACUUAUGUCGCUAGAAUUUCCUUUUACCAUGUGAACAGUUUAGCCAAAUUUCCUCCAGCUUUAUUACUUCUAUGGGAAAUUACUACUUUUAUGGUCAUAAGGCACGGUAUUUUUUUAAGAAAGUUUGCUCGAUAGAUCUAAAACCAUUGUAAUUUUGUGGUGUGUCUUACAAUCAGGUAUCUACCUCUGUGAUUUCUGUGACAUGCUUAACAUUCACAUCAUGUAUUUUGUAAGUGCAGUGUGCACAGGAGUACACUCCAAAACCUAACUUCCUCCCCUGCUGUACAAAAAUAGAAUGCAUUUGAAUUUGAAUUUCCAUGUCCUUUAAAAAGAUCCACAAUUUAGAAUGAAGAAAGGCAAAAAGUCAGAAGUAGUAUACUGUGUCGGUUUAACAACCCAAUUGAGCUACAUUUUUAUCACAUUUAAUGAUAACGUUUUUGUUCUAGGUGCGAGCAAAGUUACUCAGCAAGCAGCAAGCUAUGGAAAGAUCAGAGAAAGCAAAGAAGCAGCGUGAGAUGAAGAAAUAUGGCAAAAAGGUACCUCAAAAGCUUUCUUUGUGGUGCUGAAUUAACCCUUUUUUUUAUAGUGGCCAGAAAGGAAUAUAAUUUCACAAAAAUGCCACAAUAAUAUGAUUUUUGUAUAAUCCUAAGGAUUAUUAAUGACUUCUAUGCAAAAGUUCUGUCAAAGACGUGUGAUUAGAAUGGUAAUAUCAGGGGAUUUUGCCUUUACCCAAACACAAAAUGCUCCUGUAGAGUUAUGAAGAAGACGAUAUCAAAAAAUUUCUCCAGGGAACACUAACCAUAAUAACUUUUUCAGGGAUUUGUGUAGGCAUGGCGUUAAAACCUUUGUCAACUUUCUAUCCAUGUCCAUCCUUGCUAUCCAUUGCAACAGACAACAGGAAACAGUUUCAAUGCCUAAAUAAUGUAUAUUAUCAUUCGAUGCAAAUUUUUCUUCCUUUUCAUUGGCCGAAAGCCCACCAUGUGACCUGCAAAUAACUGCCUACAAAUAAUGGUCUGCUCAGGCAUAAUACCGUCCAGCUUUGUUUAGCAGCAAAUAAUAUUCUGCUCAGUUGAAAUGAAACCACGCUCUCCAUCUUGCGAUAACUCUUGCGUGAAAAAUGGCAGAUCACUUUGCUGCCCAAAGAUAUUCAUUAAAAACCAACUUGGUGAUCGAAUAAUAAAACAGUAUUAUUGAUCUGUCAGUGUCUUGCAGAUCUGCUUGCCACUGACAAAUCACCACAUUUUGCUCAACCUUGUCCAAUAAUUGUUAAGUAGUAGAUAGCAAAACUGGACAAUUGUUUUUUUAAUUCAAUUUAUGCAAGAAAAGGUUUAGCUUUUUAAAAAGAUAGUGAAUGGCACAACUUAGCCUCUUUAAAGAGAGAAUGUGAUUUUUAGGUUCUUUAAUAAAACUGUUAAUGUCAUACAUCUUGGACAAACAUAAAGAAGUCCUUAUGGCAUUCACAUUCAUUUUCACGACCUAUGUGGUACAGUUUGGGCACUGUAGCAAAUGAGAUGCAGAAGGAUCAUGUUAGCAAGGCCUAUCGUUCACAGUAUAAUAUGUGACAUUAACUCAGCCAGGGUUCUUUGUCAAUAUCUAUAGGUUCAACAAGAAGUUUUACAAAAAAGGCAAAAAGAAAAGAAGGAGAUGAUGGAAGCAGUAAAAAGUUUCAAAAAACGUAAGUAUACAGCAAGGCUGACUGCCGGUUUUAUGAAAACUUGAUGGGAGUCCACAGUGCUGUGAACCCAUGAAAACCAUGGUGUCAAGCAUAGGACUUCUAUGAAAAAACUAAGAUUCCUAGUUGGCCAAGAGCAAAGGGGCCACUGGGCACAGCUAGAACACAACCCUGAUACAUACCAAGUAACUCGUUGUAGGGAAAUAAUAAUUAUAACACUCACUUUUCUUGGCAGAGUCUAUGCUACAAAGGAAAUCAUGUCAGAGGAGAUUAUUGCUGCAUUCUCAGAAACUCAUUGGGGCUAUUUUAGAUGGGAUCAAUGAUUUUACAUUCUCUUUGCAGAAAAACAAAUCUUAAAACUUAGGGCAACAGUAAAAUUUUUUUGUAAAUGUUAUCAAAAUGUUUUGGCGCUAAAAAUCAUGGAAAUUCCGCCGCUCCCCCUGAAUUUGAAUUUGUUAAACGAUGGCCUUUUUAUUCUUCUAUUUUUGUUUCAGGUGGUAAGAACACUCCAAAUUCAGAUGUAGCAAGAGCCAGUGAUGAAUUUCAAAUUCAGGCUGAGAAAGACUCCUCGAGUAUCCACAAAGGAAAAGUUGUUAGACGGUGAGCUUUUACCGUGAAGAUGAAAUUGUAACUGAGUAGCUGCUAUAAUAAGAAAUUGGCUUCAACCAAACUAAUGUAGGUAUGAGGGGAAAUAAAAUUGCAGGAAUUUUGUGACCUGAGUAGGGCAAUGUUUCUGCUUUUUGGUAAAUUUGUAAAAGUCGCUCCUGAACCAAAGCUAAUAUCUUUAUAAAUACACCGUUACACAACGAUGACUGGUAUGGACUUAAGUUUUGCAGUUAUUGACUCGUUAUCCCAUCAUGCUGGUAUUAACACAGGAAAAUAAAUUUCGUAUCUCCCUACGGUCGUGUCUUCUCAUGUAUUUGAAAACGUUUUUUUUUUCUCUUUAGUGGAAAAGGUGCAAAGAGAAAAAGGAAGGUAAGUGAAUGUUUACAUGACGUUCUUUUAUGCAGCAAGAACCUUGCCCUUGUCAUGUUUUUUCAUUACACUACCAAGGAAAUUUCUCAAUGGAAAUUAAACGUGACGCACGUUUUCUUUCUUGAAAACGAAGAGCAAACUAGCGGGAAAAACAGUUCCGAACGAUGUUUGUCUCUGUUUGUCUACUAAACAAAAGUCGCCUGUAGUAACUUUGAAGAACUUUCAAAAUCUGCAAAAAUCGAGGGGACUUUCUCGCACGGCGCUCUUCAGUUGUGGCUUAAAUGAGGCUUUUUCUUCCAACUCGCGAUCGAAGCAAAUAAAUUUUGUUAUGGCUGUUGCUGAGCGCAGGCAAACAAGCAAGUUAUGAUUGGUGAAGUGAAAUCUCAUGCUCAACAAACCAAUCAGAAGUAAGAUCACGAGGAAUCAUGACUUGUUCGCACAUGUUUGCCGUGUUUCGCGUCGCUUACACGUAUUUUCUUGAGUAUCAGCUCGCGUUGUGAUUGGCCACAGAAAUAACCGGUUCUUAAAAGCACACACACACACGUCUUGUUCUUGUUCUUUUUUUUAGGAUGCUAAAUUUGGCUUCGGAGGACUUAAGAAAGGAAUGAAACGGAAUUCAGCACAGAGCUCUUCAGAUGUGAGUUCGUUCAGUGCGGCAAAACACAGCAAAGCACCAAAAGCAUCUCGAACAGGAAACAAGGUAACUUAAGGAAACUAAACACUGUUAAGGUUGUAAGACGAGACGACUACUUUCUCAAUACUAAAGGGCCGACCAUUUAAUUCUUGAGGGGAGUGGGGGAAGGGAGUGGGAGUGGGGGGUUAGUGAUUUUGAAAAAAAAAUUCCUGCAAGCGCUUGUCGGAAGAAAAAAAUUGCAUCCAGCACAAAUGUAAUAGAAAGCUUAUGGGAAAAAAGGGAAAAAAAAUAUCCUGCCCACCAGAUUGCUAGGAAAAAAAAUUCAAGUAUUGAUGACCAGAAAUCACCCACCCCCCCCCCCCCCCCUCAAGAGUUAAAUGGUCGGCCCCUAAGUAGUGCGCGCACGUGAACCAGUAUCAUUUUGGCGGGAAAACCCAUAGCCGUCGUCAUGAGCUUUAAGGAUGUUACACGGUACGAUUCGCAACGACGAUUUUUAGCGCAACACAGCGUUGCAAUGCUGGAACAAUGUUGUAACUAUUCAAAACAAUGUCGCAACAAUAUUGCAACGCUGUGUUGCGCUAAAAAUCGUCGUUUCGAAUCGUCUCGUGUAACGUCAGCUUUAGCGAGAAAGUCGUUGUGGCGGAAACAAGUUAUCAAAUGUUAGAAGUUUUAUCUUUUUGCGCUCGGCGGAGGGCUUAACCACCUUCAAGAAAAAUAAGAGUGUUAACUUUUUUCUCGUUAAAAAAUGUACAAUGAAGCUUUCCGGGGUGUCGUUUCUUUUAAAUACGCGAAACAACCUUAAGAGUUAUAAAUCUCGUCUUCGUGGCCGUCCUCGUCCCAAAUCUAAGAGUCUCUAAUAUUCACUUGAGAACGACCUUAGUCGACUACGGACGACGGCUAAACUUUCGCUGGAUCACAAGAACGUUACAUCCAUUGUAUUUUGAUAUUUUUACUCCUAAUUCUUUUUCAGGGUAAAAAGAGAAAGAAUGUUCGACCUGGAAAAUCACGAAGAAAACAGAUGAAAAAAUAGGAAAUCGCUUCUAGAAAUGAGGCUAUCGCAUUGGAAUUGAAGAAUUCAUAUGAAAUCACAGGACAGAUUCUUUGGACCGUUCAACCGGUGCAACUUUGCUCACUCUCUGGAUGUCACCCCAUACACUAUCCUGCGUUUGAGAUGAAAUUUGAAGUAAAAAAACAACCAAACUAAUGAAACUGAAUUUUAUGUUAAGUGGUCGAAACCUAGCCAGUUCAAAUGCCAGCGCUUUUUCAGCUCUCAAUGAGACGAGUUUAUGUUUGUCCCUUGCUGAGCUUUCCUAUCCGGCUGUCAGGAGUAUCAGCAAAAAUUGACAUAAACUAGGAGCCAGUGGCUAUUAGAACGGGAA
Molecule: messenger RNA, 6790 nt
Organism: Porites lobata
Lineage: Eukaryota; Metazoa; Cnidaria; Anthozoa; Scleractinia; Poritidae
Source: the annotation of a GenBank genome assembly